Messenger RNA from Petromyzon marinus (sea lamprey), 2158 nucleotides. The record is from RefSeq and is a predicted model, not a curated record. Lineage: Eukaryota; Metazoa; Chordata; Hyperoartia; Petromyzontiformes; Petromyzontidae.
AUGCAGACGCCGCACCGCUACGAGGCGUCCCCGCUCCCCCCGCGCCUCAAGACCGGGCUCCCCGGGUUCGCGGAGCCAGACCCCCGCCACGGGGUCCCGCACGGGGGGCCCCUCGCCGCCUCGGGGUACCCGGGGAGACUCCGCGCCGAGUCGGCAGCCGGGAACUUUUCACAGCCCCUGCCGCCCUACCAACUGAGCGGACGUGGGGCCGAGCCACGGGCCGGGGAAGAUGACGACGGCAGCGACGAUCAUGAUGAUGAUGAUGAUGCAAUUGCGGGGGCUGCAGGCGGUGAGAAGCGGCCGUCCUUGCUGCAGGGCCCUGGAUGUACGGAACGCAGGGGCAGCAAGAAGGCGCGCAAGGCGCGCAGCAUCUACUCGAGUCUGCAGCUCCACGCGCUCAACCGCCGCUUCCAGCAGACGCAGUACCUGGCGCUGCCCGAACGCGCCGAGCUCGCCGCCUCUCUGGGACUCACGCAGACCCAGGUCAAGAUCUGGUUCCAGAACAAACGCUCCAAGUAUAAGAAGCUCCUCAAGCAGUCGGGAGGCUGCGGCGGAGAGACACCCGUUCCGUGGCUGAGUUCACACCCAGGAACUAUCGAUUACCAAGGCCCCGGCGCCUGGGACUCGCCUUUCAUGUCCCCACAGAUCCCGGACAAAGAGGGGUCUCCCUCGGGCCCCUACCUCUCGGCCGUGUAUCCUCCACCCUGGAACUCCAGCCGACCCGCGUCACACGCCCACCAUCACAACCACCACCUCGUGUGAGAGAUGACCUUCCUAUUGGGGGUGUUGGGGCGGGGUGGGCAGAGAGCUCACCACCACCCAGGAGGCAACGCGCUCGGGAUGAUGAUGAGGCGCCGAAUUAAAGGGACGUGGGAGUAACCGGUAUAUCUCCGUGCGAAGUCCGACGAUUCGGAGCAGCGAUGUCGCAACACUGAGGUGGCUGUCGUGCGAACGAGGAAAAAAAAAGUGCUCGAGACAGACACACGUGGCGAGAGAGAAAAAGAGACACGGAGAAAUGAAGAUAUACAUUUAGAGACAAUGAGGACAGACACACCUUCUAAACUGAACUUUUUAUUUUACCAGGUAAGGCCCACUGAGCUAUGUGGCUCUUUUUUCAGAAUGAGACUUGGCUCAACGAAGUGGCUUAUCGCGUGGAAAUGUCUAGCAGCUGAAUACUCUAAACUCAUGUUUCUAAAUGUGGAGGGAAAACAGGAGGACCCAGUGAAACAUACAUUGGACCACGGGGAGAGAGAGAGAGAGAGACAUGCAAACUAAAUAUACAGCAGGCGUCAGGGUUGCGAUCGAAUCUACGACGUCCUGCAUACCAGGAGAGGGAGUUAACAACCUCGCCACCGAAAACGUGAAAUGUGCAUACCCCACUUGAGAGCAGCACGAAACGCUGAGUUUAUAAUAUUAAAAAAAAAACAUCGACAUCCACUUCUUGCCGUGCUGCUUCACGUCCGCGGUGGUCGAGCUCUCGAGAGAGCUUCCUCCUUUGGCUGUCAUUCCAUCACCAGCCCCAUCCAUCGGCCAACCUUCCUCCUUUAUAGCCGACACCAUGCCUUGCUCAGUCCCACUAUGCCCCACUUCAACCCGUCGUGCACGUACCGGAAAUCACGUUUAGUUCCCUGAUCCACGCGCUCCACUAUUUGUUCCCCAAAUGUUGAUUCCAUAUCGUCCGUUUUAUUUUGUCCCCACUUCAUCGGGAACUUGUCAGCCGUUGUUAAAUUCUCAGCGGUGCCCAUCAUGUCUGUAAUUCACGUCAUAUCUGGCAUAAACAUAAUAUCAAUACUCGAUGUUGUCUUGGUGGUUGUCCUUUGGAUAAAAUCGCCCCCCCCCUGUGAUAGGAAUGCUCAGGGCUGUAAACAUGCUCGAUCGUGCUGAAGAGAUUUACUAUCGUUAGUAUCGGAAUAGGUUUUACCCUUUUAACUGGCACAAAAAUAUCGUUAGUAUCGUUCGUUUUAUCUGUCACGUUUUAACAUAUCUGCCUAGUCAAUGUGCCUUAUUCUGACUCCGUGGCCACUUGAAUACACCACGAGGCAGUACUUCAUAUCCUGUACUGCAGCAUAAACGAAAAUGUUCAGGAUUUUUGUUUUUAUAUACAGGGUGUUUUAAACGGAUGGACCCGAUUUGAAAUCGCUAUAUCUCUGCAACCACG